Messenger RNA from Monopterus albus (swamp eel), 2536 nucleotides. RefSeq names its product transmembrane protein 168a (gene tmem168a). Lineage: Eukaryota; Metazoa; Chordata; Actinopteri; Synbranchiformes; Synbranchidae. Bases 193 to 2268 code for a protein of 691 amino acids. The transcript has 6 exons. The record is from RefSeq and is a predicted model, not a curated record.
CACUUUCGAGGUUCCGUAGUUUGUUAUCCGGUUUCCUGAAGCAGGGCUGCUGUCAUCUAAAUAAACAGCAUGGGUUGAUUUUUGCACAGUGUCAUCAAGAUGCGUAGUCCUCCAAGUGUUGAGAAUGUGACCGAAGGAAACUGACUUUCAGAAGCUUUAAGUGCAUUUGGAUAAGUUGUUUUCAAGUCAGCCAUGGCUCGGGAGGAAGAGGACCUGACAGAUAAUGGGCCCAAGGAAUUGGACGUGUUUACAUCGGUGCGCUGCCUGGGUUAUCUGUCCAGUGUCAACCUCCUGAUUGCGGUUUGCGUGGGCAUGUACGUACGCUGGGAAGUGACAAGCGAAUCAGUGAUUCUGGUCAUCUUUAUCAUGGGCCUUUUUGUCUUGGGGAUGGCCUGCAUCUUUCAUUACUACUUUGCUAUGGAGAAUGCAAGCCUCAGUUUGUUCCAUUUGUGGUUUGGCUUUUUGCUUGGUCUUCUGUGCUUCUUCCACAGUCCGGCGUUGGAUUCAAAUGUCAAAGAACUGGUCGCCAACUAUCUCCUCCUAGCCAGUGUAAUUAUGAAAGCAGUAUGGGCUAUAACUGAGCGAGUAUGCAGCUCGAUUCAUUACGAACCCACCUUGCUAACAUCAUCUGAGCUGCUGGACCUCCUGGGAUUUGGUAUUGCUAGCACUACCAUGUUUUUUCUCAACUCAUUGGCCAUAAUAGGCUUGGUAGUGGCCCUGGGGGCACUCAUUGUGGACCUUCGGAUGAAAUCCAUCCUGGCUUUGCCCAACCUGGUCAGUUUUUCCUUGAUUACAUCUCUUGUGUUUUUCCAGGCCUUAGGCAUCACAGCAAACCCUUAUGCCUUAGGCUGCUACUUGGGCAGACUGCUGUGUGAGCCCGUGUUGGAUGUGUACUUCAGUGGGCUGGGCCCCAACAAGCUCUGGAUGCAAGUGCUCUCCCUGAGGAACGUGUGGAGGAGAUUGUCCCUGCUGCCUUUGAGUCUGACUGAAAUUGCCUUCUUUGUUCUGGCAGCUUUAAAGCUUGGCAAUUUGGAGCAGUGGUAUCUGGUGAUCCCAGGUUUCUGUCUGUUUGGCCUUUUCUGGUCCAUCUGCCACAUAAUUCUCCUGAUCACAAUUUGGGGUUUUCACACCAAGUUGAGUGAGUGUCAGAAGGCCUUGCGUGCCCAGCGAUCCAGUACCCGCAGUCUGGACCAAGUCAUGGCCUCCAGGGGCAUCCGUCACUUCUGUCUUAUUUCGGAACGACUGGUGUUCUUUUGUCUGCUGUCAACCAUCAUACUGGCAGCUGUGUCCUGGCAGCCCUCCGACUGUCUGUUUCUGAGCAUUCUGCUUGUGGUGCUGCCUUUGGAGUCUCUGACCCUCAGCUUGUUCCACGACCUGGGCAGCUGCCUGGGGGGAACCUGUGUUGGCUACGCCCUGGUCAUACCAACCGCUUACUGCAGUGCUGAUGGCCAGCCCACACUUCUACCACCUGAGAAGGUAGAGCAGUUGAAUCUGCGCUCUACAGGUAUACUGAACAAUGUGCAACGCCUUUUCUCCCAUCACAUGAUUGAGACAUUUGGCUGCGACUAUUCCACUGGUGGUGUUACCUUGGAGGCCGUGCAGACCAAGCUGCGUGACUUUCUGGAGCGUCGUACUGCAGAUGGGCCACGUCAUGACACCUAUCUGAUUUUCUACAGUGGGCACACACACAAAGGCACCGGGGCCUGGGCUCUUGCAGGAGGCGAGAGUCUCCACUUGGCCCAGUUGCUGGAGUUGUGGAAGGAGAAGAAUGCAGGCCACUGCUCCCGUCUCAUCCUCGUCCUGGACACAGAAAAUUCCCUCCCCUGGGUGAAGGAGGUGCGUAGGGUGGAGGGCAUCUAUAUAGCUGUGCAGGGGGCUGAGCUGCCCGCUGCCAGGGUGGACCCAGAGGCUGGUGACAUCCCCUUCUUAGGGGACUUCACUUCUGAAUGGGUGGAGUUCAACUGCACCCCAAGCAAUGACACCCAGUGGUCAGAAAAGGGAAGGACUGUUGCAGCCAUUUAUGGCAUGUCUAAACACUGGAGUGAUUACACACUUCACCUGCCAACUGGAAGGGAUGUAGCCAAGCACUGGAAGGCCCACUUUCCCAAGGCUACAUAUCCCAUGGUGCACCUGUCCAACUGGUGCUGUGGCCUCAACUUGUUCUGGUUUUGUAGCAUGUGUCUGCGCUGCUUCAGGAGGUGUAAAUUAGCUUGGUUCCCACCUACUGUAUUGGACACUGGUCUGGGCAUUAAACUGGUGCAUUCAUAGGUGACACAGGAAGCAGUAAUUUGGAUUGUCACAGUUUUUGUUUUAUAAGUUGUAUUGUACUCAGAAUGAGGAAAAACCACAACUUUCACCCCAUUAGUAGAUCAGUUAAAAUUUGUCCUUCAGUCAGAAGGUUUUCCAGGUAUAAACUUUUUUGGUAUAAUAUUUAGUUGAGUGAAUGCAGAAUUUGUAUUGGUACCCCUAAAUGAGCAAAUGAAAAACCAAGUACAAUAACCUUUUAAAGUGAUCUCAAUUACAGUGGGUAAAACUA